UCUGACGUCACGCCUAUUGUAAGAAAAAAUAGCCUGGGAGAAAUCUUUUAAGGGAGCGUGUAUAACGUUAGUGGAACCGUUUGUCUUGCUCAACGGUCAGGAAUGUCAGCUGGCAGCGACAACGGAGCUCGGCUCAACCAGUUCAAAAACAAAGGGAAAGACGCCAAUGAGCUAAGGCGCAGGAGAGCGGAAGUCAAUGUGGAGCUCCGAAAAGCAAAGAAAGAUGAUCAGAUCCUGAAGAGGAGAAAUGUCCAGAGUCUUCUGGACGAGCCGACCUCUCCUCUGCAAGAGAAGGAUCCGAACGCACAGCCUCCUCAGCACUGGUCUGUGGAGGAGAUUGUAGGAGGUGUGAACAGCCAGAACCUUGAUCAUCAGCUCCAGGCCACUCAGGCAGCCAGAAAGCUCCUCUCCAGAGAAAAGCACCCACCAAUUGACAGCAUAAUUGCUGCCAGCCUCAUCCCAAGGUUUGUUAGUUUUUUGGCAUUGUCUGAAUGUCCUCCCAUCCAGUUUGAGGCAGCUUGGGCUCUGACCAACAUCGCCUCAGGUACAUCAGACCAGACCACUGCUGUCGUGGAAGGAGGGGCCAUCCCAGCCUUCAUCAGCCUGGUGGCAUCACCCCACCCACACAUAAGCGAGCAGGCCAUUUGGGCCUUGGGUAACAUUGCAGGUGAUGGAUCCAACUACAGAGACCUAGUGAUCAAACAUGGUGGACUCCAGCCACUCCUGGCCCUGCUGGCAGCCCCUGACCUGUCUGUGUUUCCUUCUGGCUACCUGCGCAAUGUCACCUGGACGCUGUCCAACCUGUGUCGGAACAAGAACCCAGCCCCUCCUUUGACGGCGGUGCAGCAGCUACUUCCAGCCCUGGUGCGCCUCCUGCACCAUGACGACAGGGAGAUCCUAGCCGACACCUGUUGGGCUGUGUCCUAUCUUACAGAUGGCGUCAAUGAGAGGAUAGAGGUGGUCGUGCAGGCUGGUCUGGUGCCCCGUCUGGUACAGCUUCUUGCCUGUGGGGAGCUCUCUAUUGUGACUCCAGCCCUGCGGUCACUUGGCAACAUUGUGACUGGGACAGAUGAGCAGACCCAGUGUGUUCUGAAUGCAGGUGCCCUGGCGAUGUUACCUGGCCUCCUACGUCACCAAAAGCCCAACAUCCAGAAAGAAGCAGCCUGGACAGUGUCCAACAUCACUGCUGGCAAAGACACCCAGAUUCAGGAGGUUAUCAAUGCAGGACUGAUACCCAUCCUAGUGGAGAUCCUCCAACAGGCAGACUACAAGACCCAGAAGGAGGCAGUGUGGGCUGUCACCAAUUACACCAGCGGUGGAACAGUGGCCCAAGUGGCCUACCUCGUCCACUGCAAUGUGCUGGGGCCUCUGCUCAACCUACUGACAGCUAAAGAAUGCAAGAUCAUCUUGGUCAUCCUGGAUGCAAUCUACAAUAUUUUACAGAUGGCAUUUAAAGCUGGUGAGAUUGAGAAACUGUGCCUAAUGAUUGAGGAGUUGGGUGGUUUGGACAAGAUUGAAGCACUGCAGUCCCAUGACAACGAAGCAGUCUACAAAUCCUCUCUAAACAUUAUAGACAGAUUUUUCUCUGAAGAGAAUGAAGAUGAUGAGUCUGUGGUUCCUGAGGCUACAGCAGACAGCUAUACCUUCCAGAUUUCCAAAGACCAGAGCACUUUCCAGUUUUAACACGUCCAGUUUGCUCUUUGUAACAUAUAAAAAACUGAAAAUUCUUACUUUUGUUUUAUAUUUUUGUAAUUUUUUUAGACAUUUCAU
This is a messenger RNA of Seriola dumerili (greater amberjack), 1770 nucleotides long. RefSeq names its product karyopherin subunit alpha 2. The transcript is spliced from 11 exons. Gene Ontology annotation, molecular function: protein binding; nuclear import signal receptor activity. The coding region runs from base 103 to 1683 and encodes 526 amino acids. Lineage: Eukaryota; Metazoa; Chordata; Actinopteri; Carangiformes; Carangidae. Gene Ontology annotation, biological process: NLS-bearing protein import into nucleus. Gene Ontology annotation, cellular component: cytoplasm; nucleus. The record is from RefSeq and is a predicted model, not a curated record.